Molecule: messenger RNA, 5041 nt
Organism: Pundamilia nyererei
Lineage: Eukaryota; Metazoa; Chordata; Actinopteri; Cichliformes; Cichlidae
Gene: slc41a2b
Product: solute carrier family 41 member 2b
Exons: 11
Coding region: 696-2402 (568 amino acids)
Biological process (GO): monoatomic cation transport
Cellular component (GO): plasma membrane
Molecular function (GO): monoatomic cation transmembrane transporter activity
Source: RefSeq, a predicted model, not a curated record
AUUUCCGUGUUAUGUGGCGACCAUAAACAUAUACACAACCAGCCUGUUUGUGUCAAGUUCCUGUUUGGCUAAAUGAUCCAUGAAUGGCAGCUGUGGUGUGAGACGGCGCUGAAUAGGAUGGUGGUAAUAAAUGGGCCUGAACAGUGGCAAUUAAAAAAGUAUGAAAACUGUCGUCUCGAGAACAUUUUACCAACGAAACGCAGAUAAACUGGAGACACCGGAACAGCAGCAAAUUGUGGAAGAACUUUGUGAACAUCCUCGGUCGGUACAUUUAAAGAAGCAGCUCGGUGGACCUCGGAUUCAGGGAAGCAAAUCUCCAAAAGUUGGUUCUGUUCAUCUGGACGCAGCGUUUUGUGGGAGAAACGUUUCGUCACUUGGAUGCUAGCUCGGGUUUAGUUGGUCAGCCCACAGCAGCGACACUAGCAGCUAACUUCUACUCUCUAUAUUCAUCGUCAUCAUCGUUUCAAACGAGACGUGAAUGACAGGAACAGGCUGAAUUGUAUUUCCGGUGCUCUUUGGGAUGCUUCUCAGCUGUUCCUGUUCAUUUCUUUAAUUUUCUAACUGGUAGCAGUCCUUUAACAGAAAGCGUUGUUGAGGCUGAUGAAUCCCUGAAGCUCGCUUCGACCGCUCGCUGCCUGGACACCGCCCUCAGACCGGAUGACAGGAGAUGAGACACUGGAGCCCUGGACCACAUCAUGAGCAUUCAAAGCCUACAAGGAGCUAUAGGGGAGUCUCUUGGCUCUAGUCUCACAGUGCGCAUGAGUGGAGCAGGUGGUGGGUGGAACAGCCUCUCCCUGAAACCUGUUUCCCCGGGGUGGAUCGCCUCCAUUUUCCACACCAUGGUCCCCACCGGUUACACCAAACUUCAGGAGGAGCGGUUGGCCAUGGUGGACCUUGGAGCUAAAUCUGAGGCCAACUCACUCCAGAACGGGUACAGACAGGAGACGUCUCAUAUAGAAGGUAGACGGGUUCUGGACCGGGCCUCUCGGGCCUCGUUGACUUUAGCAGACUGUGGCGAUGGAGACUGCUCGGAGACGGAGCCUAUGCUCACUGAGAGGAGGCUCUCGGGUGAAGAGGCAGAUGGGGAGGAGGAAGAGGAGGAGGAAGGGCUGGGAUCGAACACGCAGAAUAUGCCAAAGGAGUCAGUGCUGGCUAUGGCAUUUCAGAUUUUGGUGCCUUUCCUUCUAGCCGGAUUUGGAACCGUAUCAGCUGGAAUGGUGCUGGAUGUUGUGCAGCACUGGGAGGCGUUCCAGUACAUCACAGAGAUCUUCAUCCUGGUACCCGCUCUGCUCGGCCUCAAGGGAAACCUGGAGAUGACUUUGGCCUCGAGGCUGUCCACAGCGGUCAAUGUGGGCAAGAUGGAUUCUCCCAUCGAGAAGUGGAAUCUAAUCAUAGGGAACCUGGCACUGAAGCAGGUUCAGGCCACUGUUGUGGGUUUCCUGGCGGCCGUAGCAGCCGUGGUUCUUGGUUGGAUUCCAGAGGGGAAGUUUCAGAUGAGCCACGCUGUUUUGCUCUGCUCCAGCAGCGUGGCCACGGCCUUCAUAGCCUCCCUGCUGCAGGGUAUCAUCAUGGUGGGGGUAAUUGUGGGCUCGAAGAAGACGGGGAUUAACCCAGACAACGUAGCCACGCCCAUUGCAGCCAGUUUUGGUGACCUCAUAACCUUGGCGAUCCUGGCCUGGAUAAGCCAAGGCUUGUACAAGUGCCUGGAUUCCUAUCCGUAUGUGUCCUCGUUGGUUUGGGCCUUCUUCAUGUGUCUGACUCCGCUGUGGAUCGUCAUCUCCUCCAAGCACCCCGCCAGCCGCACCCUGCUCUACUCAGGAUGGGAGCCCGUCAUCACUGCUAUGGUCAUCAGCAGCAUCGGAGGGCUCAUCCUGGACAAAACGGUGUCUGACCCAAAUCUGGCCGGCAUUGUAGUGUACACCCCCGUUGUCAACGGUAUUGGAGGUAACCUGGUGGCUAUUCAGUCCAGCAGGAUCUCCACCCACCUUCAUUUCCACUGUGCUCCUGGGGAAGUUCCCAAUGAGGCCAAGGGCUGCUACUACCCCUGCCGCACAUUCUGUGGUACAGGCGCCAAUCAUCGUUCUGCACAGAUGCUCUUCCUUUCGGCCAUCCCCGGUCACCUGAUUUUCCUCUACGCCAUCCACUUCAUGAAGAGUGGCCACACAACCCUGACGCCCAUCUUUAUGUCUGUCUACCUAGCUGCUGCUAUGCUGCAGGUACUCCUGUUGUUGUGUAUAGCAGACUGGAUGGUGCACUCAAUAUGGAGGAGCGGCAAAGACCCAGACAGUUUCUCCAUCCCUUACCUGACGGCGCUAGGGGACUUGUUGGGCACCGCCCUGCUGGCACUCAGCUUUCACUUCCUGUGGCUCAUAGGAGAUCAGGACAGCGACGUGGGCGACUGAAAGCGUGCCACUUCUCCGUCUCUAAUGCCCUUAAGCCUUGUUGUACUGGCGGUGCUCCCUGUUGCUGGUCAGCACAUUCCUUAACUUCACAUCCUGGAUGAAACUUUUAAUCUACACAAGGGUUUAAAAAUUGUUCCUGUUUAUUUCUACAUGCAAACCACAUCGUACUCGUUAAAUUUCUGUUUUUGUGUAGCGAUUGUGACCUGCAUCAUUUGCACCAAAGCACUGCUGGUCUUGUUCACUGGAGCAGGAAAUCACCAGCCAUCGCCCACAAACCUGAAGAAACCUUAACUGGUGGACUCUGCAGCCCAGCAUCAGUCAGAGGCCUUCAGUGAAAAAUUAAAAACAUGUCUUAUAUGUGGAAUAUAUUUUGGGGAUUGUGUCUGCCACCAUGUCUAGUAAGAUCAACAAGUGAAGCCUGACUGUUAGCAGAUGAACUCGACUGCUACAGACUCGAGAACAGCUCGAGUCUGUACUGAUGGUACGAAACGUUUACCUGUGUACUUUUGUUUUUAUUUGUUUCAUGGUUUGUGUUGGAUUUCUCUGUUCUCUGCAUAUUUAAGGGACGUUCCUCUCCUGUUGUGCCCGCGUUCUGUGCACCAAUCAGCUGUGGGCUGGACAUCUGGGGCCGCCUUGUGGUGUGUGGCCUUUUCAGCAAAAAUGUAAGCUUCUGUGGUUUGUUUUCAGAGGGCGUCCCCGUGGAUCCCACUCUUUCUGAUCAGUCUUGUGGAGAGCCACUGCUGUCACUUUUUUACUUUCUCUGUGUUCUCAGUGUUUUGUGGAUCGGGGACCAAAACGUCUGCUCAGCACUGAUGUUUGUUUGAAUUUAAGUUUUAAACCAAGAAUCAUCUUCUUAAAGAUGCUUGUGUUGGAAGGUGAACAGGGGUCAAAACAGAUUAUGCCACAUUGCUGAUAGUGGACCUUUGAUUAAGUCCUGACCCACAAGCUUAACAGCCACAACCUACCUGGAGCAGUGCUUGGUGGGGGUGGAGGUGUUGGUGGGUUCUGGUCUUUUCUUUUGUUACUAUUCCAACACCUAUACUCACAAGACUGAAGUGACAGGAAAGGAUCAGGUGUUGUUUAAUCUAAGAUGUGCAUGUUUGGUCAUGUUGCAGCUGGCUACUUCCAGGGUUAAUGUUUAUUAAGUUACUCGGUGAGAUUACCAGUAACAUACCUGUUAGUCUUGGCUGAGAUAACAUUACAUUUACCAAACAUAUUUAGACCUCACACCGGAAACCUGACAACUGUAAACGGGAAGCCUCAGAAGCUCUGCAUAAAUUACAUACGAGCACUUGAACGCCCUGUGCAGGGACGUUCAGAUGAUUAGUGCAUGUGCACAUGCUUCAUGUUUCAAACGAGUGAGCAGAGACGUUACUAUAAUUAGCCUGCGAGUGCACAGGGACACUUUUAAUGAUACAGCCAGUUUUGAAGUAUCAGGAGGUAUGAACAGCUGGUCUGACAUUCAUAUAUUCAGGAUUAAUAGUUAGCAGGGAGGGUAUUUCUUAUGUUGUACAUCACUCUUUACUGUCUCAAUGUCACGUAAACCUUGGUAACCCACAAUGCCAACCACCACACAGCUCCGCCUCCCAGAUCAGAUCUUGUGCCUGUGUCAGUGCGCCCUCUGACCUCUGUUUGACCUCUCUUCCUCGUGUAUGAUCACUCUGAUGCUGUUUACAAUUCCACUGUUUGGAACUUUCCUUCAAAGACCAGCCUGUCCCCGCAGGAACCUGGCAAAUGUGGGAACACGGAGCGUUCUCAUUACAAGGAGCUCUGUCACCACCGUCUCAUAAACAGUGCAGACCGACACGGCGGCUACAGAGUCACAGGUUCAACCACAACAACCGUUCUCUUUGUUGGGAGCCUCACUGCUCCACCUCGGGGCGAACCCAGAGCAGCCUGAGCGUUCGUAGCACCUGUCCAAAAAUAUGAAAUACUUUCAUUUGGGUGUAUUUUGGGUCACUUUAAAUAAAAUCAUCAAAUUUUAGGCUAAAAAAAGAGAUUUUUUUCAUCCUGUCAAUUAUGACCCAGAAUUAAUUUCUGCUUUUUGUUUGUGAGACGAGGUUUGUGAAACAGUGGGACCACUGGCCUCCCACGGUGGAUGAUCACAUGCUGUUUACACGAUGAAUCAUCAGUUCUCAGACUGAACAGCAGGUUUCACCUUGAAAAGAUUCUUUUUUCUGAAUGUAUUGUUUCAUUAUUCAGAGAGCAGUGAUUCAGCUGAGUCAGCCUGAUGGGAAAUCAUUCCCUGUAGCUCCUCCGGGAAUGAGACGGGAGAUUAAACCCACUCGUUUAAGUUAUCCGAUGUGCGUAUGUGAACGUAGCCAGUGGUCCUCUUUAAACCCAAAAUGUGCCUCUCGAGAUUUACUGGUUGACGAGGUAUUUUUCACUCUGUCACACCAUUAAUGCAACUUUCUUUCUCCUGUAUUGUAACACUGUGCAAUGAGCUUCUUUUGUACUCUCAGUUUCUGAAGAGUUUCAUUCCAGAACAGCAUAUCCACCAUCCUAACUGUGGGAAACUACAUGCAGAUAUCAGACGCGUUCUCGGAUCGGGGCUGUUUUUUGGAAUGAAACCCUUUGUUUGUGGCUCAUAUGGGCCAGAAAUGAUUCAAAAAUAAUAAAUAUCCUUGAUUUGAAAAGCA